Babesia bovis T2Bo is the source of this 2343-nucleotide messenger RNA. RefSeq lists its product as uncharacterized. Bases 21 to 2318 code for a protein of 765 amino acids. Lineage: Eukaryota; Apicomplexa; Aconoidasida; Piroplasmida; Babesiidae. The transcript is spliced from 2 exons. The record is from RefSeq and is a predicted model, not a curated record.
CACUUAUAAACCAUUUUAAAAUGUCUGCCGUACAUAUGCAGUCGAUGGGAUAUGACUCUGGCCAUGUGUCUAGACGACCUGAGUUGCACGUAGUGGCUGACUUGAAUGAAUCUCAAGAUGACAUAUCCCUUAUCUCUAAGCUUAAGAAACUUACUAAACGAAUAGAACGUGCUAUAUCGUCAAAAAAAGACCUUACAAAGGAUAAAUACCAAAAAUACUACAAUAAAUGCAAACAAAUCAGCUGUACAUUAGAACAAAAUGCUGUGAAAGCAUUGGAUUCUGGAAAGGAAUUACUAUUUGAGGAAAUAGCCGAUGCAGUACAUGACGCAUCUGCAGCAUUAAACGACUUCGAUGAAACACUAGCACAGGGUAUACAAGAUGAUCAAUACGAAGCAAAGGUACAUAAUGAAGGUACCAUAAACUCUCGGAAGGAAUCAAGAGAUCUAGAUGAUUCGUGGGCUGCCUUUCCCGAAGAUCCUGUCCCGGUGGUGCAAAAGCCACAUGUACCAAAAUAUGAAAAUAUAUGGCCAGAGGAACGUAAUGACGAACACAUGGAAAACGAUGAUUAUACACCAUACUACCGUGGAAAUGAAUCGGAGCCUCCAAUGGUCGUACUUCCAAAGAACUCGAAUGUAGUGCAAUGCCAUCCUGCCGAUAGUGUAAAACACAAUACUAAAGAAAAUUCGUAUAGAUCGUCCUUCGAACAAAGUAGAAACCACAGCAUAGAGAUACAUAGAGACAGGCAUGAAGAGCUGCCACGAAAACAACAUGGAAACCAUAGAACCCAUGCAGAUGAUAAAAGUUUGCCCAAUGGAAUAAGAAGUCAUGAAAGAAGUACAUCAGUCUAUGAAAGCAGACGGCAUUCAUAUGAUAGAAUCCAUGUGGUAGAUAAUGGAGAACACCAAGAAUAUGAAAAACAACGCACCACAUGUGAAAAUGAUAUAGAUGUGGUAUCGCGUAAUGAAUAUAGGAACCACGAAUCAAUAGAUAGAAAUAAGGAAAUAACUACUGCGAGAUCUAGACGUAGUGAUACGUCGAAAGUCGAUGACGAGUUCGAGAAACAAUUGUAUGGGAUUACUAUUAGAAACCAAAGACAACCACUAGCAAAUGAGCGUGAUGUACAAAUACCCACACUACAAACAAGUUCACAACCAUUAUUCCAUCCCAACUCUACAAAUGACGUGACAUCCCACAUGAAUUGUGAAAGCUACCCCGGGUAUAUACAGGAAAUGGCAAAACAAUGCCCAAAAACAAUCACUAGGGAAACAGAAUAUGCAACCUACAUUGAAUUGUUGGAGAAAUGCCUAUCAAUUACAGAUGGUAAUGAAUUAAUAGAUAAACUUAAAGACCUUAGUCUUAAAGAAAAGAUCGCAAUGUGCAACCAUAUUAUCGAUAAAAACCGUGGAUCUAGAACAAAAACAAUAGGGCCUGUAAGUCCCAGCAUAACCACGGAAAUAAAACCCCGGUUACAAAGACCAGCAUUACCCACACUGUCACAAAAAGGGGAAGCGCCACCAAGCAAUGAAAAAAUAGAUCCAGAACCUUUGUGGCGUGUCAAAGAUGAUGGUGGUGUUUCUACAUACCUAGGUAAAUUUAUGAUAAAAGGUGAUACGCUCUUCGUCGGAAUACACUUUACAGCGUAUUUUACAAUGCGUUACUUUCAAGAUUCAGAAAUCAUAGAAGCUUGCGUAGAUGUUAAAAGAAAUAUACACAAUUUGGACAUGUAUAUCGACCUUUUAAUGCCCGAAAAUGAUGUCUACAACAUACUCACACGAACAUCAGUAACUAUCAUAUUUAGCUGCAAUCCUCAGCAAUUAUCUCACGUUAUGCCUACUUUACGGGUUAGUCUUAUUGAAUCAGAUGGUACCAUGAGAGAGAUAUUCAUCAAACUACCAAUUGGACCUUUCAACUUUCUACAACCAGCAAAAAUAUCAAACAAACAAUUGGAACGAAUCAUGGAUAAUAAUGGACCUAUAGAUUUCUACACCGUUAAAAGGACAUUUUUACCUAAAGGACAAUUUCAACUAUAUGAUCUACUCUCCGUUCUCUCAAGGUACUUUGCAAUAACCAAGACCAACGUCAAACAAACACUAUCUGCUAUUGGUAUGAACCGUGAAGUGUUAGUAGCAGCGCUACGAACCAAUGGUAACACUAUAACCCUAGAGAUGUGGAGCCCAAAUGAGAAAACACUUGCAAGCGCUUCUCAUUGUAUCAAAGAAAUCGCAGCGGCAUUGACUACAGAAUGUGACGCCAAAAAUAGCAACCGUGCACUGCGUACAAUGAGUUCAUUCCCUCUGGAAUUCAAAAAUACAUUAUAGAAGCAUAUGUUCACCAGCAAAAGAA